Messenger RNA from Pyrgilauda ruficollis (rufous-necked snowfinch), 7236 nucleotides. It is a transcript of the gene PRKAA2, whose product is annotated as protein kinase AMP-activated catalytic subunit alpha 2. Gene Ontology annotation, biological process: protein phosphorylation; intracellular signal transduction. The transcript has 9 exons. Gene Ontology annotation, cellular component: cytoplasm. Lineage: Eukaryota; Metazoa; Chordata; Aves; Passeriformes; Passeridae. Gene Ontology annotation, molecular function: AMP-activated protein kinase activity; ATP binding. Bases 36 to 1694 code for a protein of 552 amino acids. The record is from RefSeq and is a predicted model, not a curated record.
CCCUGUGCAUUGUGGUCCGGCGGCGGGGGGCGAACAUGGCCGAGAAGCAGAAGCACGAUGGGCGGGUGAAGAUCGGCCACUACGUGCUGGGGGACACGCUGGGGGUCGGCACCUUCGGCAAAGUCAAGGUUGGUGAGCACCAGCUGACAGGGCACAAAGUGGCAGUGAAAAUACUGAACAGGCAGAAAAUCCGCAGCCUGGAUGUGGUGGGGAAGAUCAAACGAGAAAUUCAGAACCUGAAGCUCUUCCGGCACCCUCACAUUAUCAAGCUGUACCAGGUCAUCAGCACACCAACAGACUUCUUCAUGGUCAUGGAAUACGUGUCCGGGGGGGAAUUGUUUGAUUACAUCUGUAAGCAUGGACGUGUGGAGGAGGCAGAAGCUCGACGCCUUUUCCAGCAGAUCCUGUCUGCAGUGGAUUACUGCCACAGGCACAUGGUGGUGCACAGGGACCUGAAGCCAGAGAACGUGCUGCUGGAUGCACACAUGAAUGCAAAGAUAGCUGAUUUUGGACUGUCCAACAUGAUGUCAGAUGGUGAAUUUCUACGCACCAGCUGUGGUUCCCCAAAUUAUGCAGCCCCUGAAGUCAUCUCUGGAAGGCUCUAUGCUGGCCCAGAGGUGGACAUCUGGAGCUGUGGUGUCAUCCUCUACGCCCUCCUGUGUGGCACUCUGCCUUUUGACGACGAGCACGUCCCCACCCUGUUCAAGAAGAUCCGUGGGGGAGUGUUUUACAUCCCUGAGUACCUCAACCGCUCCGUGGCCACGCUCCUCAUGCACAUGCUGCAGGUGGACCCCCUCAAGAGAGCCACCAUCAAGGACAUCAGGGAACACGAGUGGUUCAAGGAGGAGCUGCCCAGUUACCUGUUCCCAGAGGACCCUUCCUACGACGCCACGGUCAUCGACGACGAGGCGGUGCGGGAGGUGUGCGAGAAGUUCGAGUGCACCGAGUCGGAGGUGAUGAACAGCCUGUACAGCGGCGACCCCCAGGACCAGCUGGCCGUGGCCUACCACCUGGUCAUCGACAACCGCCGCAUCAUGAACCAGGCCAGCGAGUUCUACCUGGCCUCCAGCCCUCCCACCGGCUCCUUCAUGGACGACAGCGCCCUGCACAUCCCUCCGGGCGUGAAGCCGCACCCCGAGCGGAUGCCGCCGCUCAUCGCCGACAGCCCCAAGGCUCGCUGUCCCCUGGACGCCCUCAACACCACCAAGCCAAAGCCCCUGACUGUCAAAAAGGCCAAGUGGCACCUGGGGAUCCGCAGCCAGAGCAAGCCCUAUGACAUUAUGGCCGAGGUGUACCGGGCUAUGAAGCAGCUGGACUUCGAGUGGAAGGUGGUGAACGCCUACCACCUGCGGGUGCGCCGCAAGAACCCCGUGACCGGCAACUACGUGAAGAUGAGCCUGCAGCUCUACCAGGUGGACAACCGCAGCUAUCUGCUGGACUUCAAAAGCAUCGAUGACGAGGUGAUGGAGCAGAGGUCUGGCUCCUCCACGCCGCAGCGCUCCUGCUCGGCCGCGGGCUUGCACCGGCCGCGCCUGAGCAUCGACGCGGCCGCGGCCACCGAGUGCCAGUCGCUGACGGGCUCCCUGAGCGGCUCCUUCGUGGGCAGCAUCCCCUCGGUGCCCCCUCGCCUGGGCAGCCACACUAUGGACUUCUUCGAGAUGUGUGCCAGCCUCAUCAUGGCCCUGGCCCGCUGACGGCCGCUCUGCGCACUGUGAGGAUCUGCGCUGACUCGUCCGCCCCCUCCUUUCUCUUGCUUCCUUGUUCUUCCUCCUCCUUCCCUCACUGCCCCACAGAGCCAAGUCCAGGCCCAAAACAUGCCCCCUUCUAGCAAGGCACCAAGGAAAUUAACGUAAUUUCUCUCCUUGUGCCUAGUGAAAUGUAUCCAAUACUGUUUUUUCUUCUUUCCUUGUGAACCCCAUGGGAUAUGUUAAGGCUGUAAAGUAACGAACAUUAUCACUGAGUUUUUGGAAAACACCUCCCCCCUGGUUCAUCCUGAGGUAAUGGAGGCAUAACCACACUUCCUGCAGGGAGUUUGGUGUUUCCUUGAGGCUGUGCAGAGCAGGGGCAGGCUGAGCUGAGCCAGGGCAGAGGGGUUGACCAGGAGCUCUGUGAGGUGGAGUGGAGGGUGAUGAAGCAGCUCUGCAGUGUUCACCCCCAGGUGCCAGCCUCUCUAACACUUUUCUCCCCAAAGCAGCAGCUGCUUAGAUUCUUCUGCACUAGUGCAAUAUGACCUCCCUCCCCUCUCUUUUUCCCUCUGCUGAAGAUGGGCAGGGAAGGUGGGAUGUGCAAAGGUCCUGGUGCAAACCUGCCAUGGGGAGGCCACUCUUUGCCGAGGAGCGUCCCUAAGGCACAGUCUUUGUCCCUGUCCUCUCUUUGCAGAGGAGUGUCCCUAAGGUGCAGUCUUUGUCCCUGUCCUCUCUUUGCCGAGGAGUGUCCCUAAGGUGCUUUAUUUUGCCCAAGGGCUCCGCACAGCACUGACCUGCUCGCCACGCUCGGAGCUGAAGGCAGAUUGCCUUUUUCUCACCUCCCUCCAGCCUGCUCCCCCUGCCCUGCCUCACCACGGGCCCCAGGGGCUGAAUCCCAGGCAGGGUUCAGGUGAGCAGAGGACAGGAUCUGGAUCACCCAGCUGAGAACCCGGCUCUUCCCCCGAGGGCUGGGAUCAUCCCUGAUGGGCAGGAGCCAUCAGAGGCGCACAGCUCCGGAACACUCACCUCUCACCUUUCCCCUAGGACACUCUGCCUGUUGUCACCUCCCCAAAAUCACUGCCAAAUCUGCCUUCCCUGCUGCUGGACACUCACUGCCCCUGCCCAAGGGCUCUCCUGUCCUGCUGCCCACUGGACUGUGACCUUCGCUGCUCCGCUGACCAGGCAGGGACAUCCCAACCCGGAAUUUUACUGUUCCUUUGCUACUGGCUAUCUGAAGGAUUGGAUUUUAUUUUUUAAGAUGAACUGCGGGGAUUUUUAAGGUUAAAUUCUUGUUACCCAAGGGUAAACCCUAAUGCAUGUGUGACUUCUUUGUUUAAAGGAGUUAUUAUUUUUUAUUACACGGGAUUAAGCUAAUGGGCAGCAUUGGCAUCUGCUUGGCUUUGACAUGGUAUUUAAUUCCAUUUACUUGAUUAUGAAGUAACAGUCUAAUCAAGGAACAAAUGCUUUAUGAAAGCUUUGCCAAAAAAAAGUUGGGUGGCGGGUUUGGUUUUGUUCUGGUUUUUUUUUUUUUUUUCAUUUUCUUUUGUGUUCUGUUUUAAGAAACAAAGCAAAGAACUUUUGCUGGUCCCAGGUAUGCAGUCAUUCAACUUGAAAAAAAAUGUAAUCUGUCUUUUUGAUAGCUUCUUAUGACCCCCUGAGGUAUUUUCCUAGAGUUUUGUUUUGUACAGUUGCACUUUAAUUUAUACUUUCUGCAAGUUUGUAUGAGAAGCAAGGAAGAGAACAACAAAUUAAGCCUUUUUUACUAAUCAUUUAAGGUAAUCAAGACAAACAUGGGAUAUUUUUGCCAUCUACUGGCAGUUAAAUGGACCUUUUCAGUUUGAAGUCCCUUUUUUAAAAAAAGAACCACAAAAUUGCCUUACUUUUGUUACAGAUUGUGCUUGGAUCCUCACUAACGUGACUUUACAGCUGCAAUUUUUCCAGAAGCCGCACAAAGUAGAAAGCUUCCAAAAAAAAAAAGAAAAAAAAAAGAAAAAAAGUCAGUUUUGCUGUUAAGCUCUUGAACAUUAAAUCCAGCACAGCAGUGGUUGGACUGUAAGAAAUACUGGAAAUAUUUGUAGUGCUCCUAGGUUUUGUAGCAAGCCUUUUAUUACAUCAUGAUUAUUAAAUAAGUACUCUGGGGUGAGGAUGGCUUUGGUGCUGUGCCUGGUGGCUGCCAGGUGAUUUGUGUCCCCAGUGCUGUGGUGUGAGUUUGGAUGGAGAAUCCAAACUCCUGCAUGCAAAAAAAACCCCAAACCCCACCCCAGAGUCAAAGCUGAGGAGCACCCAGCCCUCCAGCAGCUUUUGGAUCAAGGCUGAGAUGAGCAAAAAUGGUUUGGGGUGAUGGGGAUGAGCCCCUUUGCAAAGGAGCAGGAGCAGCUGUAGGGCCAGACAUUCAUUUCCAUCCAGGAAACAGCAAUGAGUGAAACGUAUUUCAAAUGUUAAAGGCUUUUCAAAUCUUCACUCCCAGCUGAGCAUCUUGCCAAGUCCUGGCAGCACCUGUAGCCCCCUUGAUAAGGGGCUGGUGUGUUCCAGUGUGGGGCUCAGGAGCAGGUAGAUGUACUGAUGUCUUUUUUCAAAUUGACUCUUGUCCUCUGGGAUUUCCUGCCCAGCAGAACUAAUAGUAUUAAGCAGCAGCAAAUGCCCUUGAGAGGAAAUAUUUGCUUCCUGGAGGCAGGUGGGAUUUCUAGGUUGUAGAAUAAGCCCCUUGUGGCACUUGGCAUCUUCUCCGACCCGUGCAAACAUUUAACUGCUGUGUGGAUCUGCAGAACCAGUCCUGCCUGGAGGGCAGUCAGAGUUACUCAGCUUUCCAUUUGGAGAGACACAAAGAGAUGAAGCACUUCCCUGCUCAGGGUCAGCAGAGGCAGUGGAGGGAGCAGGACUGGUGGAAGCACCUCCCCAGUGACCACAUCAGACUGACUGGUCCAUCACAGCCUUGUCCAAAUCCGUGCUGCACUUUGGAACACCCUGAGGACUUUCACUUCUUUGUAUUAUUUAUUUUACCUUCGAAUAGGCUGUGUUCUGUUUCCCAGCUGCAGAGGAGCUGCUGACCUCCAGUUACAUUUUCCAGAGGAAGAGUUUGACUUCCACACUGUUACACUGUGGUCAGCUCUUUUUGAGUUAUGCUGGUACAUGCACAAGCAUCGGGAAAAGCAGGGUAGACAAUAUUUGAACUACAGAAACUUGAAUUACUCCAAGUGCAAUUCUUCAGAAGCCACUGAACAGCUGUGCUUUGCAAGCCGCGAACUCACCCAAAUUUUGCUUCAGCUUGAGGGGGAGAGAGACAAAAUGCAAAGAGUUCAGAUAGGCUCCAACAGAAACCUCCAGCUCCUGGAUGAGUUAAUUCAAAAAUACCUUUGCUUGUUCUUGUUGGAAGCUAUGUAUAUGUAAAUACUAUAUAUGCAUACAUGCAUAUAUAUAUAAAAUGUAGGUGGCAUCCCUGUCAUUGACCUCUCAGCUUUAUUCUUCCAGCAGGGCAGGUGUGUGCCCUGGACACUGCCACCCCUCACUAAUCCCAGCCUCUGAGAGGGCCUGGACAAAGGGAAUGCUAUUUUUACACCCUCUUUUAGGUAAAGCCCAUGAGUAGCUUAGCUCACCCCAUCAGGCUCGGCAUGGCCUUGGCCAGGGAUGGGAGGAGCAGUGGCAUCAGGAGCUGUGAGAAUCCUGCCCUUCCACCCCCCUGGCCAAAGCCCUGCUGCUGAUGGCUUUGGGGCAGGUGUAUUUUCAGGAGCUGGAGCUGAGCAGGUAAAGGCAGCAGGAUAUUUUUUUUUUCCCCCCUUCAACGGGUCAGAAAUGCAUCUUCAGGUGUGUGUCCAGUUCAGCAUUUCACAAGGUGUGUACAAGCACAGGGGAGUACAUGGGCAGUGUUGUAAAAACGUGAGCCAGCUGGUUCGUGUGUGCCGUGUGUGCGUUUCUGUGUGUGAUUAUAGUGGCAUUCGUGUUGGAAUUGAUGAGGUUUGAACAAAAUAACCCUUCUGUCUACUCCUUUUCAUUUCACUGCUCUUUGCUGUCAGCGUGCAGCCCUGUAGGAGGAAGAGGGAGCUGUGUGCAGGACAUGAACUCGUGCCUUCGCUGCGCGUUGGGACUGCUGCAAGUGGCAGCUUUGUUUCACGAGGUGCACAAUUUCCCCAGCUCAUGCAGGAUCCCCCCUCUGAGACAUGCAGGCCGUGUUUCUAAAUACUUGAAGUACCAUUUGUUGUGCAAUUAUUUGGCUUCACCCUUUUAUUAGCUGAGAGGAGAGAGGGAAGAAGAAUCGCACAUCUGGAUGAGCCAAGCCAACCCCCUCUCGAGCUCCUGCUGUUUCUUUCCUGGAAAGUUUUAGGGUCUGGUUUUGUUCCAGGUAUAUGAUGGACCUUACUAGAGUCACCUUUCUUAAGGUCUUACUUUGGUAUGGGCUUUUCAUUUAGUGCUUUCCUUUGGCUUCCUUAGCCCUCCCCUUACAUAUCCCUUUUUCAUCAUUUGCUUAUUAAAAAAAAAAAAACAAAUGCAACAGCUUCUUGUAAUUCUGAAUUCCCAGCCUGCCUCCCGGCCAUGGAGUUAAUGAUUCAGCCAGAGGUACCUCAGUCCCAUGCCUGAGAGGUGAACUGGGUUUCAGAGUUCCCACAUGACAACUACUGAUGGAACACUGACUUUUGCAGAGGGCACACCUGGUAUUCGAUGCACAGAUCUUUGCUCAUUUUAAUCGUCAAAAUUAGGAGAACUAGACUGUGAAUCAGAGCUCUACCUGCAAGCACGAGUACACUUUUGGUGUUAGAAAAAGUCUGUUUUCAACAAAAGCCUUGAAGUUCCUGCUGAAGCUGCCUUAAUUUAAAAAUCAAAGUUUAUUUGUAAGACUCAUCUCUGAUUUUUUUUUUUUUUUUAAGUUUGGAAAUAGUUUAUUUAUCCUCAUCUCACAAAGCUGUGAAGUAGAUUCUGUAGCCAUGGUAAUAUUUAUUCUUGUUGCUGAAAGCAUGUUCAUGUGUUCUGUAUCAUGUUAUAUUCACGUGGUUUGUACCUCAAUGCAUUUGUUUUGUUUUUUUUCUUUUAGAGCACAAAGCAAAACUGAAUCCCAGGAUUUCUGUGGUGUCCUUGGCCCAGCAUCUCUGGGCAGACAAACCUCAGCUCUAUGAGAGAGGUAAACUGGACUUGUCUACUGCAGUUCUUAAAUUCAUACUUUAAGGAAUAUUUAUGAUUUAUAAUAUUAUGUAUUUAUAAUUUUAAGAAAAAGUUCUGAGUAGAAGCAUCCCUUCAAACAUAUCAUUAACAUGAAGCUCAGAAAAAAAACCCCUGAGCUCUGUAAACACUCCAUCCUUCUCGAUAUUUUCUAUUUUGUCAGCUGAGGGCCUGGAGAGGGUUUUGUUUCCCAGUUCAUGGCUGUAGUACUUUCUGUCAUGGAAGGGCACAGAGCCCUGGUUCAGUUUUGUCCUUUGUGCAUCAGAUAAUCACAACGAAGCCUUUUUCCUUCCAUUUAUGGUGUGGAAAGUGUUUCUCGGUGUACUGCACUGCAUGUGAUAGCCGUCUCCAUGGUUGACAUUUGCACUUUAAUAAACUCAGAGAUGAAAAGAGAUAAAAGCAA